AUGAUAUCAUAUCGAUUGUACGGCAGGGAUCGUGACGACGGUGAUGGUGAUGUCAGGUACCAUGACGAUGGUGAUGACAGCCGGGACUGUGAUAACGAUGGUGGGAACCAUGAUGAUGCAUACAGUGCUGGUGAAGCAGAGGCUGACAGUGCCUACAUGUCUCGAUCAACAGCAUCCACCAACACAAAAGGCGACUCAUUUUCAGACGACAGUGGCUGCGUGUUCAUUAAGGAGAUUUCUUCAACAUCACACCAGCCACACAGUGAGGAUAGGGCACCACCACCUGGCGUUGUUGGUUCCUCGAGUAGCGGCACGAUUACUGUGAAGUCGGUAACACAGAAUGACAGUGUGACAGGGAAACGAGAAACAACUAAGGGUUCUGAUGGCGUAGCUGCUGUGAGUCGGGGCGACAAGAGGCCACCGAUGGCGAUUUCACAGUACAAUCAAACCCUGAUGAGCAAGUCACAGCUGCUGCUACAGCAACAGCAAAUGCAAAAGAGGAUGGAUGAUAAAAAGAGACUAUUUCAUUGCGCUGGCAAAGGCCUUCCAGAUGGUGGAAAGAAAUUACUAGAUGAUAUUGAUGAGCUUCAACGUGGAAUCUCAGCAAUAGCUCUGCGAGUUCCCCACGCACUAGAGAGUGUUCCAACAGCUGCAGGGAAAGUGUCAUCUAAGGUGGAGACAGCAAAUAUGGUAGCGCAGCAGUCAGGCAAUAGUCUUCAGCCCCUCAUUCUCACGCAUGCUGUUCCUCUCCCACCACAUGUGUUUCAGCAGAUGUAUGGAGACAAUCCUCAGCUGAACACGCUGUACGAUGGCGGCAGAAUGAAUGCAGCGCGGCGAAGGGAAGUAGCCGCCGUCACGGCCGACGCCAUCGAGAAGCUGCACAGAUCAAUACAGACGUGCCCUGCUGAAACAGAUGAGCUGGAGGAUCCAGCCGGUCUCAAGGUGAGACUUAUGGUACACCAGAGGCAAGCCCUGAGCUGGCUGACCUGGCGUGAGAAACAGCAGCCACCUAGUGGCAUACUAGCUGAUGACAUGGGUCUAGGUAAGACUCUGACGAUGAUAUCGCUUGUGCUGAAGCAGAAGCAAGCCAAGGUGGAGGAUGAGGAGGCUGCCACAGCAGAGUGGUUCGACAAGACAAAAGCAAAGGGUUUAGUAAGGAGUGGUGGAACUCUCAUCAUAGCCCCAGCAUCUUUGGUGCAUCAGUGGCAUAAGGAGAUAGAGCGGCACUGCAAUAGGGGACUGUUGAAGGUGCUGCUGUACCACGGGCCGAACCGAGAGAAGAGCGUGCGCAUGAUCGCGAGCCACGACGUCGUGCUGACGACGUACACGAUCGUCGGCCGCGAGGUGGGGCGCGGUCAGCAGGAGAGCGCUGACGACCCCGCACAGGACGAGCCGGAUGCGGCCGCAGCAACGGGGUCAUCGUCAACUCAGCCGACCUUACUGCGUGUCGCGUGGGAGCGCAUCGUGCUGGACGAGGGUCACAGCAUCAAGAACCACAAGAGUCUGUCGGCGAUGGCGGCGUGUCGCCUGCGCGCGGCCCAUCGCUGGGUGGUGACAGGCACACCGAUACAGAAUAACCUGCUGGACAUGUACGCCCUGCUCAGGUUCUUGCGAUGUUCACCUUUUGAUGAGUAUAAAGUUUGGAAAAGAUGGGUGGACAACAAAAGUGCUCAGAGCACAAAGCGUCUUAGUACACUAGUAAAAGCACUUCUACUACGUAGAACCAAGGACCAGAAGGGGACAUGUGGUGAACCACUCGUGAGUCUACCCACUAGGACAGCUAUCCUGCACAAAGUCACCCUCAACAAGGAUGAGAAAGCCAUUUAUGACCAGGUCUUCAGCAAAUCCAAGCAGACGAUGGAGAACUACUUGAAGAAGCAUGAAGAAGCAGCUGAAAAUCGUGAUGCCAGUAGUCAUGGUGGUGUGAGGCCACCAAACCCCUUUGUCUCAGCUAGCCAGCUAUACAGUCAGACAUCAGGGGGCAGCACUACUGCAGUACCCGACAACAAGACCAGCGGCACAUACAUCUUGGUUCUUUUGUUGCGUCUGCGCCAGUGUUGCAACCACCUUAGUCUCCUGAAGGAUGGCAUCGACACGGAGACGAGCGAGAACGAGGGCAUCGAGAUGGACGUCGCCGAACACAUGAAGGACCUUCACAUCGACGGCGUCGCCGCACCACCCGACGCUCCUGCAGGUGGCGCCACCGCUAGCAGCAGCCGGGCAGCGCUGUUCCUGCCGCGCUACGUCAGCACCAAGGUGGCUGCCGUGCUCACCCAGCUCGCAGACAUCAAGCAGCAGUCGCCUCCCGGGCAACCCGCGAAGAGCGUGAUUGUGUCACAGUGGACGAGCAUGCUGCGCGUGAUGAAGGAGCAUCUGGAACAGCAUGGCUACCGCACGUGCAGCAUCCAGGGCAACGUGCCGCCGCGAAAACGCGCUGACCUUGUCGAGUCGUUCAACACCGACCCGCGCGGUCCCGAGAUAAUGUUGCUGUCACUGAAGGCAGGUGGCGUUGGUUUGAAUCUGAUUGGUGGAAAUAAUCUAUUUAUGAUGGACAUGCAUUGGAACCCAGCACUAGAGUCACAGGCAUGUGAUAGAGUUUACAGGGUUGGCCAGUUAAAAGACGUCACAAUUCACAAGUUCGUUUGUGCUGGAACCGUAGAGGAGAAAAUACAGAAGCUGCAACAGCGAAAGAUGUCCCUGGCCAAUGAUGUUCUCACAGGUGGCAAAAUUCAAAGUCAGAAGUUGACCUUGACUGACCUGAAGAUGCUAUUUGAUAUCAAAUAGUCACAAGUGUUGGUACCUCACAUCUUGUCCUGUGCCCGGAAGCUACUGAUGUCUUUGUGCUGUUUUACACUAUCGAUCAUGCCUCCUAUGUUUAGAGCUCAUGCGUCACGUACCAAAUAAGGAGCUUGCCACUUGCUACCUAUGCUGCAUAUAACUUAUUUAAUAAGUUUCAAUAUGGUGUAGGUAAAUGUGAGCAUGUGAUUUAGCAAAUAUGUAAUACAGACUGUGAUCACGUAGUCAGAGAGUAACAGUAGAGCAUACAUACCUAAGACCUGAUAUGGAUGUGACGUCGAUUAAAAUUUGAGGGGCAUCUCACCAGUAUGAAAGUGUCCUUUAAUAAUGCAUUUAUAUUGAAAUGUAUUCUACCAUCCAGCUUAUAAAGUAUAUCAACUGUAAAAAUUUCGGCUAAUUGUAACAGGUGAUGGAAUGCAAUCUUGAGGAAAAUUUCUACCUGUUUAUGUAAUUUAUGUAAGCGUUACCAGGGUUUACAUGAUAGACACAUGCCCUAGUAUUAUGCAUUGCUAGUCCCUAGUAUUAUGCAUUGCUAGUAAUGCAUACACAUAUUACUAUACAGAUACUAUCAGGAGUUAAUAAUGACAAAUUUGUCAUUAUUAGCUCCUGAUACUAUAUAUGGCUGCACGUUUAUUACUUCUAUUUAGAGAAAAUAAUUACAGAGGAAAAGUUUCGUAUGUCCCUUUAAUAUAUGACUUGGUGGAUUUUUGUUGCCAAACGACUAUGCACCUGUUAUAUAAAUCGCACCCUCAUCGAGAAACUGGCAAUUACGUUAUUUAAUAUGGUGAUACAACUCGUGAGCACGACACGUUGUUAUUUAACAGUGUUUUUAUUAGUGGCAAAAUAAAUUUGUGAUGCAUUUAAA
This is a messenger RNA of Priapulus caudatus, 3661 nucleotides long. Its product is annotated as transcription termination factor 2-like. NCBI's taxonomy places the organism in Eukaryota, Metazoa, Priapulida, Priapulimorpha, Priapulimorphida, Priapulidae. The record is from RefSeq and is a predicted model, not a curated record. Gene Ontology annotation, molecular function: ATP binding; ATP-dependent chromatin remodeler activity. The coding region runs from base 1 to 2784 and encodes 927 amino acids. The transcript has 20 exons.